AGGCAAACGAGGAAGACGAAGCGUUUGAAGACAAACAAACAAUCAGGCACACCACAUGUGUGACUUCACAUCACUUCACAUCACACCUCACUUGGCGCAGCAAAUCAAGGAUGCUGGCCGGCCUUCCGCGCUUCUGUCUCGUUCCACAGUAGCCCAUACAAUGCACAUAUUUCUUCGUUCGUUGAUUGGCACCUGAUUUGAGCAGAGUGCGAAAGACAGCUUGCCCUCUGUGAUCGCCACAUCACGCACGAAUGGAAGGAUCGGUGAUGAACCUAGUGAUUGCUUGUGUUGUUCAUUGUGUUGUGAUUGAUUGAUGGCUUGAUUGCUUGAUCAUCACGGCCUUUCUUCCGCCAGCAUUGAUGUGCCGUGGCAUUGACCCUGUCUCUUGCUGCCUUUCUUUUUCCUUCGAAAGCCUCGCUUCUGUGCUCGGUUUGUUUGCGACCCAGCGCUUGAACUUGUGCUUUGCGUCGUGUUUCUUGUGGUGGGUGAUGGCUGUCGAUGUUCAUUUUUUCUCUUCACGACAACAACGACGAAGACGACAAACAGAGCCAGCCGAUCAGCAAGCGAACGAGAACAAGUACAAACAGAUACAAGCCACCGAGCAACCAAGUCGGCAAACCAAGUACCAAGCAGACAGCAACCAUGCCCAACCCAGGACGCACCACCACCCACCAGGAAUCGCCAACGACGUUUCCUGCGUUCCAGAGCAAAGAAGUUGGAUCGAACGCGUCGCUCGGGCGCAGCGACGACGACAUCAUCCGCGAUGCGCCAAGUCACGAGUACCAGAAGGCCGUGGACGACAUUCGGCAGCCGCGCCAGCCGAGCGCGCUUGACGAUGCGAAGCAGGGCGCUCAGGGCAGACUGCAUCGCAUGAACCAGGCCAUUGGCCUCGAUCGCAUCCCCGUCCUCAACGACCAGACCCUCCAGGAAGGCGAACAGAAGCGGCAGUUUUCGGAGGCGAUGCAGUUUGACAACGACGAGCUGCAAGCAAAGGAGGACUUUCAAGAUGUCCACAAGCCCAUGCGCGUGAAGACCAAGGAGGCCGUGGAGGCCGGCUAUGGCAACCUCAAGGAAGGUGUCCAGACUGGUGCCCGCAAGCUGGCGCAGGCCACCGUUGGCCGCGAUCACUUUGCCAAGAGCGAGGAGGCUCGGUUGAAGCAAGGGGAUGUGCGAGACCGUGCGGAGGACAUCCAACACCAGCAAACGGAACUGGAAGCAAAAGACCCGUCCUUCUAAACAAACAACCAAACACACAGUCACUCUCCCCUGCCUCCGCCUGCACGCUUCUUCCCUCUUCCGUGUCUUUGUGUGUGUGCGUGUGUGUCUCAUAGCCACUGCUGUGCAUUGACGUGUGCAUGCGCAUGUGCGUCUCUGUUGCAUCUGGAUGCUUACGCAAAACGAACAACACAAACAAACAAACACAAACAAACACAAACACUUUUUGCCGCACGAACGAUGUUUGGUACAUAACUUUGAAUAAAUUUCUACAAUGACGCCA
Messenger RNA from Salpingoeca rosetta, 1498 nucleotides. RefSeq lists its product as uncharacterized. Lineage: Eukaryota; Choanoflagellata; Craspedida; Salpingoecidae. The record is from RefSeq and is a predicted model, not a curated record. The coding region runs from base 499 to 1236 and encodes 245 amino acids. The transcript has 5 exons.